Messenger RNA from Staurois parvus, 1602 nucleotides. The record is from the annotation of a GenBank genome assembly. Lineage: Eukaryota; Metazoa; Chordata; Amphibia; Anura; Ranidae.
AUGGAAAAAGAUAAAGCUUCACCGGAUGAAAAAUGCCAGAUUGAAAUAAAUGGUUAUAAGGAAAAAGAUCUUUUGCCUACGACAGAAGACGCAACAGUUUCUACCAAAAAGAGCAUUUCAAACUUUCUAUCUAAUCAGUCCACUAAUGUUCAUGCCUUUGUGGGAAGCUACCUUGGAGGCCUUGUUCCAAAACUGAAAGCAGACCAGAAGAACAUGAUCGAGGAGAAAGGGAAAGAACAAGAGGCAGAGGAUACAGAGAGGAAAAAUGAGCAAGAAAUAACUAAAGACAAAACAGCAGAUGACAAAGCCAAGAUUAUUGCCCGGGUGAGUGUGGAUAAUAGAACAAGGUCACUGGUUCAGUCAUUGAAAAGAGCCUCUGAUCGGAGACUGUGCAUUAAUCGCGUUGAAGAGCUGAGCUGCCAUCUUCUGGAGUUUCCUGAAACGAGAGGAGUCGCAGUGAAGGAAAAGGCAAUACCUUAUUUAUUGCGGCUACGACAAGCACAUGAUGAAACCCUCCAGGCGGCUGUAAGAGAAGCCUUGGCGUUGGUUGGGUAUAAUGACCCUGUUAAAGGCAGAGGAAUUCGAGUACUCACCAUUGACGGUGGAGGAACUAGAGGCAUAGUAGCUCUACAAACUCUCCGGAAGUUAGAAGAACUUACAGGAAAACCUAUCCAUCUUCUCUUUGAUUACAUUUGUGGCGUUAGUACAGGAGCUAUACUGGCCUUUAUGUUGGGUUUAUUUCACAUCCCACUGGAUGAUUGUGAAGAAAUGUAUCGUAAACUAGGAAGUGAUGUCUUCAAACAGAAUGUUAUUUUGGGAACAGUGAAGAUGGGCUGGAGCCAUGCCUAUUAUGACAGCGAAAUGUGGGAAAAAUUGCUGAAGGAAAGAAUGGGUUCAGACCUAAUGAUUGAAACCGCAAGAAAUCCUCAGUGUCCCAAGGUUGCUGCUGUGAGCACCAUCGUUAAUACGGGAAUACCUCCAAAAGCAUUUGUGUUCAGAAAUUAUAACCAUUUUCCGGGCAUUAAAUCGCAUUACUUAGGAGGGUGUCAGUAUAACCUGUGGCAAGCUAUUCGAGCAUCUUCAGCAGCACCUGGGUACUUCCAGGAGUAUGUACUUGGAAAUGAUCUGCAUCAGGAUGGAGGAUUGCUUAUUAACAAUCCAUGUGCAUUGGCUCUUCACGAAUGUAAGUGUUUGUGGCCAGACGUGCCACUCCAAUGUGUGAUCUCUCUGGGCACAGGACGUUAUGAAGGUGUGGGCAAGAGUACAACACACACAAGUCUGAAAGCCAAGCUGACCAAUGUGAUCAGCAGUGCCACCGAUACAGAAGAGGUUCACAAAAUGCUGGAUGCCCUGCUGCCCCCAGACACCUACUUCCGUUUCAACCCAGUCAUGAAUGAAGACGUACCACUGGACGAAAACCGCAAAGAAAAGCUGAAACUACUACAGUCAGAUGGCCAGCUAUAUCUAGAGCGCAAUGAAGAGAAACUUAAAAAAGCUGCCAAGGUGCUGAAACAAGAAAGAACAACAUUUCAGUAUAUUUGUGACUGGGUUAAAUUAAAAACAGAUAUGUAUGAAGGCCUACCACUCUUUUCUAAGCUCUAA